AUGCCUGCUUUUUGUGUGUGCCCCUUCGCGAUUCGAAACCACCGCCUUUUAUCCACCUUAGGCGUUGUGUCUUUAUGGUAUCAGCCUCUCCGUCUGAAGCAGAAGAAAACCAAAACCAUCUCUGUGAUGGGGAAGGAGGAAAUCCAGGAAAGUCAUGUUAUUUUCCAAACCUCUGUUUCCUUCCUCUUCCUGUUCGAUUUCCUCUUCCGUCAAGUGGAAUAUCUGACUCUCCGCUCUGGACCGGACCUGGGGCCCAGGCUGCAGCAGCACCGACUCGAUUGUUGUUUACUCAACAUCCCUGGGCCAGGAAAAUUGAACAGAGCGUUGGCCCCGCCUUACACCCUCGGGCUCCUGAUUCUCAAAAACAAUGGUUGGGAUUCCAGACUCAGUUGUGAUUCAGGAAUAAAAGAUGAAAGGGGAAUCAUUGAGGACAAGCCAGUACUUUUCUUUCAAGCAUCUUUAAGAGCCCCUCUGAAGCUGGCUAUUGAAAACACUCCGAUAGUCUACUUUAUUCUGUCCCCUCCAUUUGAUUGUAAACUCCUGGAGCUCAAAAAGCAAACUAGUCUCAACCAUUUUGUAGAUGUUAAAAAAGGUUUCCAUCUACAUGGGUACUUCUUCCUUUUUGAUAAGCAAAAAACAACUCCGGGAAAGAGCAUGCAGGCUAAAACUCUCUGCUUCCUCUUCACCUCACGAGGACUCGUUAGAUCAUGGGCCGGCAUAAAGAUAUUCCCUAUUGGAAGAUCAGCUGUGACUUCACGAAAUAGAGAAACAAUCCAUGAAGAAUUUGAAAUUCAACAGGGACGAUUUGGGAGCAAACCUUCCAAAACUUCCGGGUCGACGCCCCUCCGGCCUGGGAAAGAGAUGCCACGGAGAGAGCUACAGGCAGUUAGACACGUCUUCCCUCCCACGGAUGGCGCGAAAGCUUUUGUAGGCCGUUUCUGCUGUUCCCCCCCACCAACUCUGCAGCCCCCCGCUCCUCCCCAGAGCCAUCCUGCUCGACCCCAAUCAUUCAGUCGAUCCAUCAGUGCGCCCUUCCGUCCGCCUCCUCCUCCGCCCCGGCGGAUGGACGAGCACCUGCGGCUCCUGCAGUCGCCUCCCCGGGCCCGGUCGCCGUCCCCGCCGUCGCCCAGCCCGUCGGUCGCCGGGAUGACGGCGCCGGAGCGGGAGCCGGGAGGAGGAGCAGGCCCGGGGCCGGAGGCCGGCUGCGGCGGCGAGCGGGUGGUCAUCAACAUCUCCGGCCUCCGGUUCGAGACGCAGCUGCAGACCCUGGGCCACUUUCCGGACACCCUGCUGGGCGACCCGGCCCGGCGAGUGGGCCACUUCGACCCCCUGCGCAACGAGUACUUCUUCGACCGCCACCGGCCCAGCUUCGACGCCAUCCUGCACUACUACCAGUCGGGCGGGCGGCUGCGCAGGCCCGUCAACGUGCCCAUCGACAUCUUCUCCGAGGAGAUCCGCUUCUACCAGCUGGGCGAGGAGGCCCUGGAGAAGUUCCGCGAGGACGAGGGCUUCCUGCGGGAGGAGGAGCGGCCCCUGCCCCGUCGAGACUUCCAGCGCCACGUGUGGCUGCUCUUCGAGUACCCGGAGAGCUCGGGACCGGCCCGGGGCAUCGCCAUCGUCUCCGUGCUGGUCAUCCUCGUGUCCAUCGUCAUCUUCUGCCUGGAGACGCUGCCCGAGUUCCGCGACGAGAAGGACUACCCGCCGCCCCCUCCUCCUCCCCCCCCGCCUCCCCCUCCUCCCCCUCCGCCUCCCCCUCCUCCUCCUCCGCCGCCCUCUGACCCCAGCCCGGGCCCCGCGGGCAACGGCUCGGCCGGGCCCGGGCCGGGCUUCUCCGACCCCUUCUUCGUGGUGGAGACCCUGUGCAUCAUCUGGUUCUCCUUCGAGCUCCUGGUGCGCUUCUUCGCCUGCCCCAGCAAGGCCACCUUCUCGCGCAACAUCAUGAAUCUCAUCGACGUGGUGGCCAUCAUCCCCUACUUCAUCACCCUGGGCACCGAGCUGGCCGAGAGGCAGGGCAACGGCCAGCAGGCCAUGUCGCUGGCCAUCCUGCGGGUCAUCCGCCUGGUGCGGGUCUUCCGCAUCUUCAAGCUGUCCCGCCACUCCAAGGGCCUGCAGAUCCUGGGCCAGACCCUCAAGGCGUCCAUGCGCGAGCUGGGCCUGCUCAUCUUCUUCCUCUUCAUCGGGGUCAUCCUCUUCUCCAGCGCCGUCUACUUCGCCGAGGCCGACGAGCGGGAUUCCCAGUUCCCCAGCAUCCCCGACGCCUUCUGGUGGGCCGUGGUCACCAUGACGACGGUGGGCUACGGGGACAUGCACCCGGUGACCAUCGGGGGCAAGAUCGUGGGCUCGCUCUGCGCCAUCGCCGGCGUGCUGACCAUCGCCCUGCCGGUCCCCGUCAUCGUGUCUAACUUCAACUACUUCUACCACCGGGAGACGGAGGGGGAAGAGCAGGCCCAGUACCUGCACGUGGGCGGCUGCCAGCCUCUCUCCGCCUCGGCCGGGGAGCUGGGCAAGGCGCCCAGCGAGUCCACGCUCAGCAAGUCGGAGGACGCGGUGGUCGACGAGGGGGCCAACCCCGGCCCCUUCCCCCGAGCCCCCUGCCAAGCGGGCAACCCCCUCGCCCCGGCCCCCACGGACGGCUCCUGCGUCAGCAUCAAAAAGCUCUUCACUGACGUUUAGCGCCCGUGUGAAAUGUGCCCCAUCGGUCUGCAUGUGCUCCGUUUUUGAAACAUUUCCAGAGCAUUCAUCCAAGAGGAGAAGGCUACGAAGAAGGGGAAAACAAUCCACUUCCCAAGCCCCUUCCCCCACCCCGCUUCAGAGAGAAACAGGGGUCUGUUGCGCUAAGGGGCUGCGUUUUAUCAGCUCGCCUUCUUUUCUCUUCUCUUUUAUUUUUUUUGGCGGGGGGCGGGGGGCAGAAGCGCCUUUAUUUCGUUUACGGUUGGGUUACUGUCUUCUCAGCUUUGUUUGCUAGGACACGUACUGGAUCUCAAACAGGGGGACCGUGCAGGGGGUGGGAAAGAAAAAUCGAAAUUGCACAGGGCAACUUAGCUACAUAACGAAAAGGAAAAUUAUCCUUCUCAGUCAGGGAGAGGGAAGCUUAGACGAGGCUCCGUUUCGAAGAGGGAUGGCGCGCCGCGGGGUUGCCUCCCCUCCAGAGAGUUUCCCAGAGGAAAUCCAAAGUAGCGCCGUGAUUUGGAAACCCUGCCUAGACGAUUCAGACUCGAUCCGUAUAAAGUCUCUAUCGAAUCUCCCUUCCCGGAAUCGUUCCCAGCCUCGGAGACUCCCGUCGGAGGAAGACGCCUCCCUCGAUUCAAAGCUUAAUCGUUUGACUAACUGUUAACUCUUUGGGCUGCUAAUGCAUUCUAAGGGGUUUAAACUGACGUUAAAUCACUGUGAAGAAGUUCUGAGGGGGUCCCGUUGGAAAGUCUAGAAUCAAAUAUGUUUUCAGGGUCCUGCCGGGGUGGAGGGGAGGGGGAGGGGAGAAACAAAGAUUUUUUUUAUUUUUUAUUUUUUCCGGCGCAUCUGAGAUAAGCGCCCGCUCUAUCACAAGGAGAUUAAAGCGGCAGACACCCCUUCCAGCGGAAGUUACUAAUUCGGACUCGAGUGAUGCAGUUCCCAUAGCAACACUGGUUUCCUGGGAAACCCGAAAAGGUUGUCAUGGCAUCUCUCCUCUGCCCCUUCCCCCUUCCCUCACUUCCCUUUGCCGUUUCCACAGUAACCUUUCCAGAUGGUUUCCACUUGACGCGAUUCCGCAGGAAAAUUGACGCUUUGGCACCGAUAAAGUUGAAUCCUCGAGAAUUAGAGGUGUCGAAAUUUACAAUCUCGAAUGCAUAUUUUUGGCGUGAAAAAACGUCCUAAAGUUCGUAGCGAUAUCUAUCCACGGAAUCCAGGAAGAGACGGUCAUCCCCGGAAUAGUAAGAUACACAAAGCCACGGGAAUAAAACGCCGGACAAUAGGCACUUCCUCAAAGACAGCGCCUCUCUCUCCCUUUCCCUCUCUGAGAGUCCAGCAGAACUGACGCCACUGGAAAGCAGUGUAUUCCUUCACUUACGCAAAUCUGAAAGAUUCAAGUAGGACACCUUCAAAACUUGUGUUUAAUGACCUCCGGGUGACCUGUUCCCAAAAGAAUUCACCCAGACCCAACAACAUAACCUCUGAAGAACUAGGUCUGAAGCUUUUUCCAAGAUACAAAAUUAUGCCAGUUCGUCACGGGGGUGGGAAAAAGAAAUCACCGACAAUCAAUAAUCAGGAGGGAUAGUGGCAAGGGACCCAAUCUUGGGAGAAGUGUGAAUGAAUGCCUCGUUUCAACCCUGCGCCGGGGGCUGCCAGACAGCAGACAGAAUCAGGAACUAAGAUGAUGGCUGCCUUAGAAACACCUAGAAAGCAGUUCCAAGUCCCUCCUACCACUCAGCUACAAGUGGAAGUGGCUCCCUCUCCUGUGAAAGAAAUGCCAAGAACUGGGCACACCUGAACCCCAACCUGAAGACUCUGGAAAUGCUAACGUGAGGCGGAGGUACCCACCAGUAGGUAUCUGGCAGGGAAACUCUCACGUGGCAGGAGUCGGCAAUGAGUCACACCGAGUCAGAGCCCUGCUGCUGUGGAGGGCGGCCAACAGAACUUGGGGACACUGGAUAACAGAAGCCGUCUCAAGUUAAAGAGCUACAGAACUGUACUGAGACCAGUAAAACGUUUCUAAAAGAACCACAAAGAUCAAGAGUGCAGUGAUAAUACUGUGUACUCUUUAAUGGAUAGAUGAUUUGCCUGCUUACAUAUAUUUUUGUUUCUGUUAGCACAAAACAAUUCCAUAAGUUAUGUGUUUCCUAACAAGCACAUUGUAUGGAGGGAGCAAGCCAAGAUCUUCGGAAGACUAUCUUCAAAUCAUGUGCAAUAUAAAAGAGACUGAUCAAAGAGAGGAAGGAAAUGCAAAAUGUUAUUUUGGAUAUCAUUUGGGCCCUUUGAAAUCUUUGUGAAUUAUAAUCAGAAACUAAAAAAAGGCAGUGCUGGUAAUGAAGAAAGUCUGAUAAAUUGUUUGGUUUUUGAAAGAGUCACCCUUUUUUUCUUUCAAAAGGAAUUGAUGUGGCAUAUAAUCAGUAAUGUGUCCAGUAAGUUGAUGUUAUGUUGUGAGAUUUCAUUUAUGAAAGCAUGUACUGUACCAAAGGCUCUUGUAUUUAUGUUAGCCCUAUUAUACAUAAAGAAGCAGCAGUCUUCACUGUGUCCAGGGGAAGCAUAUUAAAGCAGACUUACUUAAAAAAGAUGUGCCUUGCUUAAUUAAGCAUACUACAUGCAUCCCGUUUAAAAAAAAUCAAAACAAUAGAUUUUCAAAUUACUGUGAUUCCAAUUUAAGUGUUAACUAUGCUGAACUUUACAACAGUACAGCUAGUACUUUCUUCACUUUGCUAUUAAAGCGAUUAAUUUUGACCACUAUAGGAUAAUUACAACUAAAAAUACUUCCUACUUCUAUAUUCAUUCCACUGUGAUUUUUACAUGGUAUGUUUGAUUUGAUACUUUUGAGGUGCUGACUCUAACACUCUUAAGUGCAGAAUUUCACUCAACAUUUGAGAGCAGUUUCUUGAAAGGUGAAUAUGUGAUAGAUUUGAACUUUUUGCCUUCCGUGACAUUUGAAUUUUUUAUACUUUCUAUAUUUCCAUUUUUCUUAUAGAUUAAAGCGUUAUUGCGAAAAGAAGGCACAGGAGAGUUUUCUUUGGAAAAGGAAUGCAAAGUUGGGGGUAAUGUGCUUUUCUUUUUGUGGCAGUUCACUUCUGGGCCAUUAUAAUGUAUUUACUGUGACAGUACGGCAAAAUGGUAGCUAUUUGCACUUCAGUAGGCCUUAUGCAAAUUCUAACUGUGAACUUGUGGUGUAAAACAGAUUCUUUCCUUAUGCCUGCUAAUUCCUUUGGAACAUGUCUGUGCCCCUGUACGAAUCCACUCCCAAUUAUGUCAUUUGAAGACAUAACCCAACUGCUAAACUCAUCCAAAGCACCUACUGGGGAUCCUUUUUGGCUAGGGAACUGAGGUUAUGUAUUCCUGUAUCUGUUCUUUAUUUCCUGGAAGGAAAUGUGUAUACCUCGAAUUUAGUUGUUAACACUAACAACUAAAUGGCAAAACACCAGUUGUUUGUACCAAGACUGAGAUGAAUAAUUUCCUAAGUAACUAUUUGAGUCAAGUUCUACUAAUACAGACCAAGACCUUUAAGAGGAGCCCAUACUGUGCUUCCCAAAGGCUCCUCUCGAGAUAAAGGAAAAUGAUGAGACUCAGCACUAGUCUAGAAAACUCCACUAACCAUCUCUGUGAGGCUUCGUCCCAGUUCUCAAACUGCCUGCAGAGGUACCAAACGUGUGAACAGUCAUAGAUGGAGCUGAAAAUAAUAAACCUGAUGAUUUACCCGUUGACCCUGCUGGGGCUGGCUCUGUUUGCCCAAACUUGCACCUCUCUCUGAAGGUACAAAGUUUUAAAAAGUGAAGUGAACAGCAGAUUGUUGAGGGAUGCUAAGUGGGGGGAAAGCAGAAGGUGACUGGUGAUAAAUUCAAGGUGGCAGGGUAACAGAAACCAAAGGGAAAUGUUUGGAAGAUAAUUUUUUAAAGUUGUGAAAAUGAAACCAACAUCUAUUUCUCUGAGUUGUCAAUAUGGCGCAUUAAGGGCAUAUAGAAGGGGAGCAAUGCAGCCCAUGUAGAAAACAGAUUAAAUUAAGACUUCCUGCUCGGUGAUUCAAAAUACGAUUUAAAUCAUAGCUUAAAUUGGUUUGGUUUCAAUCAAAUCCACCCUGAUUUAGGGAAGAGAAUUGAAGAAGACCAGGACAUGGGUUCAUUUCCCAUGCAGGGAAAACGGGUAGCUCCUGGAAUCCUUGGCAGCAUAAUUUUAAUGAGACCAAUAGCAUUUCAAGAAGGUAAAAACCUACAGAAUAAAGUCUUCAAGAGGACUAUUUACAGUAGUCAUCGUAUUUAGCGUAUCCUCUGAUCAUUAAAUUUUGAAAUAAAUGUAUCUGAACUUCCUAGUACAUAAAGCAAAGAAUAGUUUGGAGGCAUUCUGGCAGUUGAAUGCCUCCUCUUCAAGCAUUCUGAUCAAUUUGUGUAUCGGGUGACAAACUAUGGCUAUGUUAUAAUAGUUAAACACUGCCGACGGCAUUAUGGUUGUUACUGUGUAAGAAAGCGGCUAAGACCAAUGACCCUGGGGUACUGUGCCCCCGUGGGACAGAGGGAGAUUCAUUCAACGGUAUUGAUUAGGUGCUUACUGUGUGCAGUACACUAUACUAAGCACUUAGGAAGAUAUGAAAUGAAAGGGGCAUUUAAUCUGGGCAUUUGUGUUCAACCCUCUUAUUCCAUUUCAUCAAAUUGUAAAUACAAUUAAACACCAUUAUCAAGUAUCCUGAUAUCCAAAGCAGUUGAAGGUUCUACUUGUGUGCUUCAUAAAUUCACUAUUCGAAUGUUGAUUUAGGUCCACAUUCAAGAUAUGUGUUGAUGCUGUUGCCUACUGCUUAAGGUUUUAGCAGGAAUUUGUGCUCUUGGGACUUGAAUGAAUUCAGCAAAGACUGGCAACUAAAUUGUGAAUCAUUCCACAUGUGAGAAAGAGUUUACUCAAGUAAUAGGGCCAGGGGUGACAAUUUUUUUAUUUUGAGCGUAGAGGCCAAAGUGGGUAGGGCAGAGGUGGGGAAAGGGGAUGGAGGAAUGGGGAUUAGGAUGGGACCAGCUUUCAAGAGCUAAUUGGUCAGAGAGGCACUAUUUUGGGUCUCUUCAAUCCCGACUGGAAACUCUCAGGUCUGGCUAGAGACCUGGGAUGAGCAAGUCUAGG
Messenger RNA from Tachyglossus aculeatus (Australian echidna), 7779 nucleotides. RefSeq names its product potassium voltage-gated channel subfamily A member 3-like. The transcript is spliced from 19 exons. The record is from RefSeq and is a predicted model, not a curated record. The coding region runs from base 1 to 2673 and encodes 890 amino acids. NCBI's taxonomy places the organism in Eukaryota, Metazoa, Chordata, Mammalia, Monotremata, Tachyglossidae. Gene Ontology annotation, cellular component: membrane; axon; voltage-gated potassium channel complex. Gene Ontology annotation, biological process: protein homooligomerization; potassium ion transmembrane transport. Gene Ontology annotation, molecular function: protein binding; delayed rectifier potassium channel activity.